UCACUACUUCACUCUUCAGUCUUCAACUUGACAAAGGAAACAAAAGGAUCUGUGAAUCUCUCUCUCAACUCUCAAAAUGGCGACAAUCUUAGGUUUCUCUCAAACGAAGUUCCACCACUGCGCCGUCUCGAUCGCUUCGCCGACUUGCUCAUCGUCUUCCACGGUGGUCUCAAUGGUGGGCUCGAGCCGGGCUGAUUCGAAAAAGCUCCGGUCAGAUUUCCUCGGCUAUAUGGGUUACGAUGAUCGGAGACAAGUAAGACCCGGUUCCUGUAAAAGCUCAUCAGCUGUGAAAAUGUCGUGGGAUGGUCCUCUCGCUUCCGUCAAGUUGAUCAUCCAAGGCAAAAACCUCGAGUUAUCAGAGCCAAUCAAGCAGCAUGUUGAGGAGAAAGUAGGAAAAUCUGUUCAGAAACACAGUCAUCUCGUCAGAGAAGUUGAUGUAAGACUCUCUGUUCGAGGCGGAGAGUUUGGUAAAGGACCUAGGAUCCGUAGAUGUGAGGUUACAUUGUUUACAAAGAAGCAUGGUGUUGUGCGUGCUGAGGAAGAUGCUGAGACGGUAUACGCAUGUAUCGACUUGGUAUCAACGAUAAUACAGAGGAAGCUGAGGAAGAUCAAGGAGAAGGACUCUGAUCAUGGAAGGCAUAUGAAAGGUUUCAACAGAUUGAAGGUUAGAGAACCAGUGAUUGAGCCGGUUGUGGAGGAUGCUGAGGACAGUACUGACUCCAGUGUAGGAGAAGAAGAGGAUGAUUUGUUCAAGGAGAUUGUCCGUACCAAGACUUUUGAAAUGCCACCAUUGACCGUCUCUGAGGCAGUUGAGCAGCUGGAAUUAGUCGCUCACGACUUCUAUGGCUUCCAAAACGAAGAAACCGGUGAGAUCAACAUAGUGUACAAGCGUAAAGAAGGAGGGUACGGUCUGAUUAUCCCAAAGAAAGAUGGGAAGGCCGAGAAGGUUGAGCCGCUACCAACAGAGCAAUUGAAUGAACACUCUUUCGCCGAUUAGACUGCCUCUGCACACACAGAUAACGAUCAGCUCUUUUCUCCUUACAGUUUUAGGAGUUCAGGUUCUUGAGAAAACAAUGAAACAAAGAUUGUAGAAGUCAGUGUACAUAAAAAAACGGCCAACCACUCUUUGUAUACUUUUGCGGUAAAAAGAAAUUGAAUCUGAGUUGAUUUUAA
Capsella rubella is the source of this 1173-nucleotide messenger RNA. RefSeq names its product ribosome-binding factor PSRP1, chloroplastic. The coding region runs from base 77 to 997 and encodes 306 amino acids. The transcript is spliced from 5 exons. The record is from RefSeq and is a predicted model, not a curated record. Gene Ontology annotation, molecular function: ribosomal small subunit binding. Gene Ontology annotation, biological process: negative regulation of translational elongation; primary metabolic process. Gene Ontology annotation, cellular component: cytosolic small ribosomal subunit. Lineage: Eukaryota; Viridiplantae; Streptophyta; Magnoliopsida; Brassicales; Brassicaceae.